Daldinia caldariorum is the source of this 1104-nucleotide messenger RNA. RefSeq names its product P-loop containing nucleoside triphosphate hydrolase protein. Gene Ontology annotation, cellular component: cytoplasm. The coding region runs from base 135 to 869 and encodes 244 amino acids. The transcript is spliced from 4 exons. The record is from RefSeq and is a predicted model, not a curated record. NCBI's taxonomy places the organism in Eukaryota, Fungi, Ascomycota, Sordariomycetes, Xylariales, Hypoxylaceae.
ACAUAGUAGAACUGACCAACUGACUACCUAACCUAAUAUAUAACAAGGAUUUAUUAUAAUCGUAUUUACUCUAGUUAUUCAAAUUCUAUUUAAUCACUUGUUCUUUAUAAUUGGGAACUUGGCUAAGGAUCGAUAUGGAGGACCAGGUAACUCGGCUGGUAGACAAAGUCUGGGAGAAAUUCCAACAACUCCCCGCGGACCGUAGACUCUUGAUCGCCAUAGCCGGGGUCCCAGGCUCAGGCAAAACAACCCUCUCCCGAAUCGUCGCCGCGGCCCUCAACGCGCGGCACGCAACCCUGCACCCGGAGGUCCCCGAGCCCGUGCCCCCCGCGGUCUUCGUGCCCAUGGACGGGUACCACCUGACGCGGGCGCAGCUCUCGGCGAUGCCGGACCCGGCGCUCGCCCACGCGCGGCGCGGCGCCGAGUUCACCUUCGACGGCCGCGCGUUCCUGGCCCUCGUCAAGUCGCUGCGCGCCGUGCCGCCGCCCCCGCUGCCGCCCACCCCGACGCCCGUGUACGCCCCGAGCUUCGACCACGCGCUGAAGGACCCGAAGCCCGAUGAUAUCGCCAUCCUGCCGACGCAUCGGAUCGUCGUUUUCGAGGGCAAUUAUGUGUGCUUGGAUAAGGAGCCGUGGCGAGAGGCGGCGCAGCUCAUGGACGAGAGGUGGUUCGUGGAGGUAGACUUCGAGACUGCGAGAAGGCGUCUGGUGAAGAGGCACGUCGAGGCGGGGAUCGCGAAGGACGAGGAAGAAGCUGGGAAGCGUGCGGAUGAGAACGACCUGGUGAAUGGGGCGCAGAUUGUAAAGGAGAGGGUGGACGUGGAUGAGGUCAUAACGAGUAAGGAGGAUGGGAGUUGGGUUCAUAAAUGAAGAGGUAGUGUGUGUAUAAGUUGAGAUGAUGUCUAUGAGUUAUCUAACUGGAUCUAAUUAUGGAAACUAUGAUUUCAAGGAGAGCUGUCCGUUAAGUCUCACCUGGGGAGUCAAGAUGUGGUGGUGCCCCUUGAGAGAUCGACCACCAUAAUUUGUACACGAAGAGCAAAAAUGACUACAUAUGUAUUGAAUUUAUGGCAGCAAAUCCUGAAGAAAACUUUUAUUUAAUAGUGUA